Molecule: messenger RNA, 1464 nt
Organism: Siniperca chuatsi (mandarin fish)
Lineage: Eukaryota; Metazoa; Chordata; Actinopteri; Centrarchiformes; Sinipercidae
Gene: guk1b
Product: guanylate kinase 1b
Exons: 9
Coding region: 146-865 (239 amino acids)
Biological process (GO): purine nucleotide metabolic process
Cellular component (GO): cytosol
Molecular function (GO): GMP kinase activity
Source: RefSeq, a predicted model, not a curated record
CUGACAGUGAGCUGCAUCAGUGAAUCAGUGUGACAAAUACACACACACUCAUUGUAAACAGUCCAUUAAGAAGCCUGGCUGAAGAAACAUCUGCUAUUGAACGUUUCUACGACACAGACUGUACAGGCGCUGUGAGAGAAGAACAAUGUCAGGACCGAGGCCCGUGGUGCUGAGCGGCCCCUCCGGAGCAGGGAAGAGCACUCUGAUGAAGAGACUGAUUAAGGAUCACGAGGGUGUCUUCGGAUUCAGCGUGUCACACACAACAAGAAACCCUCGACCAGGAGAGGAAGAUGGCAAAGGGCUGAACAAGCUCCCCAUGCUUCUGGGGGCUACUUUACUGCCAGUAGCAGACAUCUUUUCCUCUGAAGACUUAGAAAUGUCAACCUCAUUUUCGUGUCCAAACAAAUCAGAAACAGCAGAUAAAGACUACCACUUCACAACGAGAGAGGCCAUGCAGGAGGGAAUUGACAAAGGAGACUUCAUUGAAAACGCAGAGUUUUCCGGCAACCUGUACGGAACAAGUAAAGCUGCCAUAGAAGACGUGCAGGCCAAGAACCUAAUCUGCAUCUUAGAUGUGGACAUCCAGGGCGUGAAGAGGAUUAAAGACACUGACCUGAACCCCAUCUACAUCUCCAUCCAGCCUCCUUCCAUGGACAUCCUGGAAAAACGUCUGAGGGACAGGCAGACAGAAACAGAGGAGAGUUUACAGAAACGCCUGGAGGCAGCGCGCAUCGACAUGGAGCUCAGUAAGGAGCCCGGAGUGUUUGAUGUUGUUAUCAUCAAUGAUGACUUAGAGAGGGCCUACGAGGAGCUGAAAGAUAUCCUCAAUGAAGAAAUCCAAAAAGUUCAGGAGGCCAAAUCAUAAGAAAGAAACAGUAACCCAGUCUUUCUGCUGCUGGACAGAAGAACCAACUCUGGCCUGAAAAACUCCAUCUUCUCUGACUGCGAAGAAAAGUUUGUUCUUCUUUUAUCCUCUCCAUUACAUGGUCAGUGGUUUGCUCAGGACAGUUUCAUGCUCAAUGAUGCUCAGAUGGAAAAGAGGGACUCUAAAUUGAAAGAUUCUUGUUCUUGACUAAGAAUGGUUGAUAUCUCGGUAUGAAAAUCCUAACUCAUACAUUUCUGCCAGCUGGCUCAGCUGCCAUGUAAAAGAGUGUGGAGUACACAUCAGUACCACCAGUCAGUACCUAGUACGCACACCGCUAAAUACUUUGUUCAGAAAAUAGUUACACUUUCAUUUAUUUGUUUUGUUGAAUUAUAUACUGCAGAAAUAAAUUCACUCAUAGUUAAGUGUAUUAUUGAAAAUUUUGGUGAUUACUCACAUGCUGAAUAUUAUCUGAAGAAUACAUGAAGGAAGUCUGUUUCAUCUGAGAUAAAAUCACUGCAUAUAUUACCUUUAAAACAUUUGCAUGUAUGUUUGUGUGUUUGUAUACAAAUGAGACUGAAUAAAGAAUGUGAGGACAAUGA